Molecule: messenger RNA, 807 nt
Organism: Lycium ferocissimum
Lineage: Eukaryota; Viridiplantae; Streptophyta; Magnoliopsida; Solanales; Solanaceae
Product: non-specific lipid-transfer protein 1-like
Exons: 1
Coding region: 74-493 (139 amino acids)
Biological process (GO): lipid transport
Cellular component (GO): membrane
Molecular function (GO): lipid binding
Source: RefSeq, a predicted model, not a curated record
AAAAACUUUGGUGUCUUGAUAUGGGCCAACAUAAACUAAUCAAUUAUCAUACCUUGUUUUUAUAAAUAUCUCUAUGCAUGAUAAGAGAAAUCACACAUCCCUGGCCAUCUCCACAAUGCUAAACAAGCAACUACUUCAUUUGCUUCUCGUCUGCAUAGCGGUGGCCGUGACCACCACCACGACGGCUGCAUCUACAGCUGCUGAGGAUGCAACGGUCACGUGCAACACAGUUUAUAACGACCUUGAACCAUGUCUUGGCUAUGUGUUAGGUGGUGGACCUAGCGUGCCAUCAGAAUGCUGCAGUGGGAUUAAAUCUCUCCUUAGAGCUGCGCGUACCACAGCUGACCGCCAGAGCGCUUGCAAAUGCGUGAAGAGUGUUGCUUCAAGCGCUACAGGACAGCAAAUCAGCCGUGCUGCUAAAAUCCCUGGAAUUUGUAAGGCCAAUGUUCCUUUCAAGAUUAAUGCAAAUGUUGAUUGCUCUAAGAUCAAAUAAGAGACCUUUUUUUGUGAUUGGAUAAUGUGAAUUUAUAUUUCAGAGUUUCGUAUGUUAUCUUGCACCCAAGUUGCUCAGUGGGCAGUGAACAAUGAGAUUGAAUAUGUAUGUGUUAGUGAGAGUGGGAUCACUGAUGUCCUAUAUAUAAUUUGUAGAAUUAAAUAAACUCGAAUAAUCUCACAUUUUGUAAGCUUUGUUAUUUUAGAAAUUAGUCAAAUUGGCAUUUGAAUAAAUAAUAUCUUUUUUGUUGCUUCGAGAUGAAAAGAGUUGUUUGUAAACAUAUAGUAGCAGAAUGAAGUUUGAAUCGUUGUUAA